Colletotrichum orchidophilum is the source of this 234-nucleotide messenger RNA. Its product is annotated as glycosyl hydrolase family 18. The transcript has a single exon. The record is from RefSeq and is a predicted model, not a curated record. The coding region runs from base 1 to 234 and encodes 77 amino acids. Lineage: Eukaryota; Fungi; Ascomycota; Sordariomycetes; Glomerellales; Glomerellaceae.
AUGAUUAUGGGCUUCCUCUUCUUGAUUUUCUUCAUCAGCCCCGUCGGCGGCGGUGCCAUUGCGACCGGCUUGCUCAGCCUGUUCCCAUUAAUCGAAGGCGGUGCCGCAGUCGGUGCGGCCGUCUACAGCGUCGUCUACGACCCAGACAACGCCUUCAUGACCGAUUUCAGCACCCUCCUAGGUGCUGGGUUCAGCCGCGGCGGGUUCCAGAACGCCGCCAACUCAGGAGCAUAA